This is a messenger RNA of Tauraco erythrolophus (red-crested turaco), 1093 nucleotides long. Lineage: Eukaryota; Metazoa; Chordata; Aves; Musophagiformes; Musophagidae. The record is from RefSeq and is a predicted model, not a curated record.
CGCUCCGACCCCCGCCUGCUCUCCCAGUUCUUCUUCGCUGAUGAGAGGGUGACGCGGGUGGUGGCCGAGAUCAAUGGGCUGGAUGCCGAGCUGGAUCCGCAGCAGUACCUGGUACUCCUCAACCAGCUACACCUCAGCCAGGCUCACCUGCUGGCCAUCCUGGAGCGGAUCAUGGAGGAGUGUAUCCCCACGCAGCGCCACAGUCGUGACUACUUGGUCAAGUUUCCUGAGGAGCUCUUGGUGGACAACCUGGGGAACCACAUGCUGUUUGCUGCCGAGUGUCUCCUGGCUGGCACCUUCCUGGAGGUGGAGGAUGCGGACGGGGCACAGCUGCGGCCCCAGGCCAGGAACCUGCUGUGCAGCCUGGAGCUGGUGCGGACGGUGCUGCGGGAGCAGAGCCUGACCCAGCCCGGCUCCUACCCAGAGCCCAUCCGGGCUGUGCUCAUCCAGUUUGACCGGCUCUUCGCAGAGUUUGAGCUGAGCUACGUGUCCUCGCUGGUGGCAGUGAAGUCUCCUGAGGAGAUCUACAGGCAGCAGGAGAUCAUCGUCCUCUAUUGCGAGACAGUGGAGAGAGCCCUGCGCCUGGGCUACCUGACCCAGGAGAUGAUCGAUGGCUAUGAACCACUGCUGAUGUUCACCAUCCCUCGCCUGGCCAUUAUCAGUGGCCUCCUCAUCUACCCCGAGGGUCCCCUCAGCCUGGAGCAGAGCCCUGAGCAGAUGUCUCGGGUCUUCAGCCCCUUCUACAACCUCCUGAAGAAGAUAAGGGACCUGCUGCGGGUGCUGUCGGCAGAGGAGCUCUGCCUGCUGGAGAGGAGCCUGUGCACAGCCGAAUCAGAGGAUCACUGUGGUCCAGCCACCCCCCCGCCCCUCGAGAGCAGCCCAGGGCUCGGUGCUGCCCCAGGUGCCCGCUACUCAGAGCUGCGCUCCCGCUACAGCAGCACCAAGGACAUGCUGCACACCCUCUUUGUCUGCAUCUCGGGGGUGGCUGAUCAGCUCCAGACGAACUUUGCCAGCGACCUGCGAAGCAUCUUGAAAACGGUCUUCAAGAUCGUCACCUCACAGACGGAGUCCUCGGAGCAGCCGAGUGCCAGCC